AUGCAAGAAUACAUAUCAAGGCUUCGUCGCGCGCAAGAAAUCAGAGUCCUUGAGAAAGCUCAAACACGAGCGGCAACAGUUGCAUUUCGCGAUGACAUGCUCAUGUCUAGUCCCCCGAGUUGCUCUGCUGCAGACUUCAAGAGGCCACGCCUCCGGCGGUGCCUGUUUGAUCCGGCCACUAUUGAUUGGACCCAUUCCUCACACGUUGGUGGUGGGCUCGAUAGACACAUCUGGAAGGUUUGGUUCGGAGCGCAUGGCCUUUAUACCCUCGAGGUGUUCUGGGAUGCCAAUCAGCCGGACUUUCAUCACUACUUUGCCGCCCAGAGGGAAUGCCAUAAUGCUGCCCUUCCUCAAAUGCUCGAGACAGCAAUUUAA
This is a messenger RNA of Fusarium subglutinans, 375 nucleotides long. RefSeq lists its product as uncharacterized. The coding region runs from base 1 to 375 and encodes 124 amino acids. Lineage: Eukaryota; Fungi; Ascomycota; Sordariomycetes; Hypocreales; Nectriaceae. The transcript has 2 exons. The record is from RefSeq and is a predicted model, not a curated record.